GGCGUGCCGGCUGGUCGCGGUGGGCUACCAGCUGGGCGAGAUGGCGCGGGCGCUGGCGCCGCUGCGCGAGACGUGCCGGCGCCUCGCGUGCGACGUCCUGCCGGGGGCCGUGCAGGCGCCCGCCCAGGGGCUGGUCGAGCCGCUGUGGUUGAUCGCUGAUACGGAGGCGGCGUGUCCUGGGCUGUUUCGUUGGGUGGAUCCGCCCGAGCGGCCGCUGGUUCUGGGUUGGUCGGCGUACGCGGGGGAGUUGUGGGCUGAUUUUACUUUGCAGGAGCAGGUGAGGCAGCAGUGGGAGCAUUUCAGGCGGUAUAGGGGGACGCUGGCAUGCUUCAACGUGAAGGAGGUUGAGGGUUUGUACGGGCAGGUUGAGAAGUUGAGGGAGAUGGCGGUGGUGGUGCUGGGGCAAUUGGAGGCGAUGGAGGAGUUGUCGAUGAAAGGGGCUGCGUGGUUCGGGUGCGGAAGGUGCGCGGGCCGUGUGCUUGUGGUCUUGCGGGGUGCAGUGCGUUCGCUCGGGGAGGCAGAGGUUAAGUUGCGCGCGGAUAUCGGCGUGUUGCAGGACCUGGAGGUGACGGUACACCAGAAUGGGAAAGAUAAUCGUCCUCUUCCCAUCGAUGAACAAACUCUUAGGGAGGCCUCGGAUCGGGCAGCCGAUUUGGCGCAGGAGACUGGUAGAAUUAUGAGCCGGCUCUGGGGAUGGAGUAAUGUCAUUGAGGAUGUGGAACAUACCGCUCGGGAGUUGGACCUGAAGCGAGCUGAGGAUCUAAAGUUGGAGAUGGAGAGAAACACGAAGGAGAUGGAGAGAAACAGGAGAUAGAUAGACUAUGAUAAUUACAGUUGAAGUACAGAACUUGCUGUUCUGGCGGCCGAAUUUGGCAGGGCG
Messenger RNA from Chaetomium fimeti, 880 nucleotides. RefSeq lists its product as uncharacterized. The record is from RefSeq and is a predicted model, not a curated record. NCBI's taxonomy places the organism in Eukaryota, Fungi, Ascomycota, Sordariomycetes, Sordariales, Chaetomiaceae. The transcript has a single exon. The coding region runs from base 41 to 814 and encodes 257 amino acids.